Diospyros lotus (date-plum) is the source of this 2340-nucleotide messenger RNA. Its product is annotated as proline-rich receptor-like protein kinase PERK3. The record is from RefSeq and is a predicted model, not a curated record. Bases 360 to 2162 code for a protein of 600 amino acids. The transcript is spliced from 8 exons. NCBI's taxonomy places the organism in Eukaryota, Viridiplantae, Streptophyta, Magnoliopsida, Ericales, Ebenaceae. Gene Ontology annotation, molecular function: ATP binding; protein kinase activity. Gene Ontology annotation, biological process: protein phosphorylation. Gene Ontology annotation, cellular component: membrane.
ACAAGAGAAGACAACAAAAGAGGAGAACAAGAUGCCAUGAAAGGCAACGUUGGAUUACGAAGUCAACGGCAAUCUCGAUACCAACUAUGCCACUCUCUGCAAAUCGCCGUACGUGCCAAUUGAUAAAGAAGAUCCAUUAAUUAGGCACCGCUUAAACAAGAAUAUCCGCUUCCGGCGUCGAUCCUGAUGAUCCACACUUCCACUGCUCUAUAAAUUCAGAUCUGCGGCCAUUUCCAAAGCUUUAAGAGUGAUGAAUUAUUGCCAUUGUUUUUACCACUCUUGUAAUUGCAUACAGCGGCUGCAGGCUCUUCCUCUUCUUCUUCUUCUUCUUCUUCUUCACGCUGCCAUUGAUUCCGGCGAUGAGAACUAGAUGCCGGCCGCCUCCGGCCACCCUGAUCUCUUUCUUCUUCUACUUCACCACAUUCCUUGUGCACGCCGUCUCCGGCGAUCUCCCCAGCAGUGAUGGAGGUUGUGCUCUGAAUUUCAGCUCAUACCCUUACCGGCCGACCGGCAACUGCAUUGCCGACGAAGAGAAGAUUACGGUCUGGGGCGGGUUCCCGACCACUCUCUGCUGCCGGAACGCCCUCGCCACCCUGUCCACCGGCUUCGCCCAUCAGGCGAAGGCUAGCCGGGGAAGCAUCUUCCCCCCUCCAGACGAGUGGACGAGGUGCAGCGGCAACCUCACCUUCGCGGAGCUGCAGCCCUCUGUCUCCGUCCACGCCUGCGGCUUCGACUAUCUCUUCAACGGCAGCAACAACCUGCACUGCUCCGGCGAGUCGUUGCCGCAGAUAGAGGGGCAGGAAAGCUACGGCGACGCCUUGAAGGAUUGCUCCCAGUUCGGUAAGCCGGGAUACAGCUUCGACAAAGCAUGUGGGAACUGCAUCGGUGCAAUUCAAUGGCUGAGAGAUCGGCUGCUGGAAAAGUACAAGGUGAAGGAGAGUGGAGAGAGAGCCAUGUGCGGCGUGGCCGUUGUGACGGCGGUUGCAGCCGCCAAAUUGGACGAUGGCUCGUUAGAUGAUUUUUUCAACUGCAUGAUGGCUUUGGAUGUCUUUGAGCCAGGUUACAUCAGAUUCAAAUCUUCUACGGCGAAACUAAUGCUGGCGACGCUUCUGGCCACCAUCGGAGCGAUGGUGGUGCUGGCGGUGGUGAAGUACGUCACCAAGAAGACCCGAAGCGACGCCAAGAUUAUGCAGACGUCGCAGAGCACCAAGUGGCCGACGAUCUACCAAUUCACCAAGGCCGAGAUCGAGAACGCCAUCAACAUCGGCGGCGAACGGAAGUGCCUGGGAAGAGGAAGUGCCGGCCAGGUGUUUCAGGGCGUUCUUCCGAGCGGCCAGGUCAUCGCCGUCAAGCAGAUCUACCGGAACAACACCUCCGACUCGUUUACCAGGGAAGUCGACGGCCUUUCGGGCGUUCGCCAUCCGAACCUCGUCUGCCUCUUCGGCCUCUGCAUGGAAGACGGCGACCAGUACCUGGUUUACGAGUACUGCUCCGCCGGAAACCUAGCCCAACAUCUUCUCAGGAAAGAUGUGCCAUUGACAUGGGAAAGAAGAGUGAAGAUUCUAACGGAUUGUGCUCUGGCACUCAAGUAUCUACAUCAACGCUUAGAUGGCUGCCUAGUUCACCGAGAUAUUAAGCUUACGAACAUCUUGCUGACGGAGAAGAUGGACGCGAAGCUGUCGGAUUUCGGGCUGGCGAGGAUGCUGAAUAUGGAGGAGAGUAAAGUGUUUACAGAUGUGAGGGGAACAAUAGGGUACAUGGAUCCUGAGUACAUGACCAAUGCCAAGCUCACCUGCGCCAGCGACAUCUACAGCUUCGGCAUCGUCAUGCUCCAAAUCCUCUCCGGGCAGAAAGUCAUCGAGCUCGAUCUUGAAGCCCGAGACCAGCUCACCACAAAGGCAAAGGAUGUGAGUAUGGGGAAACGCCCCCUCUCGGACUUUGAAGACCCGAGGAUCAAAGGAACUGUCAACAUUGUAGACUUCGAAUCGAUACUACUGGUCGCGGUGUUGUGUGUUGCCAGGUCGAGCAAAGGUCGCCCGACGAUUGAUGUGGUGUACAAUGAACUAGAGAAAGCAUGGAAAAAUACCCUGGCUGGCAUGAGAGCAAAGAAGGAGAACUCUACUACAGUAUCAAGAUCAACAGAAGUGGCCCAUCAAGUCUAAUUCCUAAAACAGGCAUUGUUUAGGAAAUAAAGGCAUGUAUGUAUAUUGAGUUAUUGCUUCAACUAUGGUUUAUUUGCAUGCUUGAACAGCAUUUUGGAAUUUUGGGCAUGGUUCGUGUCAAUAUUGGAAUUGAAUGUGCCCUGCAUUUGACUUGUGAAUUGCAUAGAAUAAAUAUAAU